GCCCCGCAGCCCGGCCGCCGCAGGGCCGGCGGGAGCGAGCGGCAGCCGGCGGCAUGAGGCACGACCCGGCGCCCGGCUUCUCCAUGCUGCUCUUCGGCGUUUCCCUCGCCUGCUACUCGCCCAGCCUUAAGUCGGUGCAGGACCAGGCGUACACGGCGGCGGUGGUGCUGGAGGGCAAGGUGCAGUCCGUGGGCCCCCCCGCCGGCGGCGGCAAUGACAGCCGCGGAGCCGCCGGUCCCGACGGGGGGGUCGUGGUCAAGGUGCUGGACCUGUGGCCUCUUAACAGCGGCGGGCUGCAGCGGGAGCAGCUCAUCAGCGUGGGCUCCAAGGCGCCCUGCUUCAAAGUGAAGCGCAACCACCGCUACAUCUUCUUCCUGGAGCCCACGGAGGAGCCGCUCGUCUUCCGCACCGCCUUCGCCCCGCUCGAUACCAGCGGCAAGAACCUCAAGCGGGACGUGGCGCGGAUCCUCUGCGCCGACUGCGCUGUCCCUCCCAAACUGAAGAAACUGAAGAGCCCAAACGUCCACGUGGGGGAAAAGAUCUCCCUCAAGUGUGAGGCAACUGCUGGGAACCCUCAGCCAUCCUACAAGUGGUUUAAAGACGGCAAGGAGCUGAAGAAGAGCAAAGACAUCCGGAUCAAGUACGGCAAUGGGAAAAAGAUUUCCAGACUGCAGUUCAACAAGGUGAAGCUGGAAGAUGCUGGGGAGUACAGCUGUGAAGCGGAGAACGUUUUAGGGAAAGACACCGCAAAAGGCAGCCUGAAUGUGAAAAGUGGAACAACGAAAGCUCCACAAGUCUUUCCAGCCUCAGAAACUAAAAUAGUUAUUAUGGAAGAAGAGUUAACCACAACUCUCUCCUCCUGGUCUGGGCACGCCAGAAAAUGCAACGAGACAGCCAAGUCCUACUGUGUGAACGGAGGGGUCUGCUACUACAUCGAGGGCAUCAACCAGCUGUCCUGCAAGUGUCCGAUCGAAUUCACAGGAGACCGGUGUCAGCAUUUCGCAAUGGUCAGCUUCUCCAAGCAUCUUGGAUUUGAAUUAAAGGAAGCAGAAGAGCUGUACCAGAAGAGAGUUUUAACCAUCACAGGAAUCUGUGUUGCCUUGCUUGUGGUGGGCAUCGUCUGUGUGGUAGCUUACUGUAAGACCAAGAAGCAGAGGAAGCAAAUGCACAACCACCUGCGGCAGAACAUGUGCCCUGCCCACCAGAACAGGAGCCUGGCAAAUGGGCCCAGCCACCCGCGCCUGGAUCCUGAGGAAAUCCAGAUGGCUGAUUACAUCUCCAAGAACGUGUCUGCCACCGAGCACGUCAUCCGGCGGGAAACGGAGACAACCUUCUCGGGAAGCCACUCCUGCUCCCCAUCCCACCACUGCUCCACAGCCACUCCAACCUCCAGCCAGAGACAUGAAAGCCACACCUGGAGCCUGGAGCGGACAGAGAGCCUGACUUCAGAUUCCCAGUCUGGGAUAAUGCUGUCCUCAGUGGGAACCAGCAAAUGCAACAGCCCUGCCUGCGUGGAGGCCCGGGCCCGCCGCGGCGCCGCCUUCUGCAUCGAGGACUCGCGGAGGCCCUCCACGCAGUACCGCGACUCCGUGGACUCCCUGCGGGACUCACCACACAGCGAGAGGUAUGUGUCGGCCCUGACCACCCCAGCACGCCUGUCGCCUGUUGACUUCCACUACUCGAUGGCCGCGCAGGUGCCUACCUUCGAGAUCACCUCCCCCAACUCGGCGCAUGCCGUGUCCCUGCCGCCAGCAGCCCCCAUCAGCUUCCGCGUGGAGGAGCAGCAGCCCCUCCUGCGGCGCUACCAGCUCCCCUUCCAGGACUCGCAGCGCUACGACAGCUACUACCAAAGGAAGGCCUACCUGAACGACAGCAUGGGCAGCCUGCCCUCCAGCCCCUUCCGCAUCACAGAGGACGACGAGUACGAGACAACGCAGGAGUACGUCACAGCGCUAGAGCAGCCAAAGAAAACAGCCAGCGGCAACAGGCGCUGGAAAAAGGCCAAACUGAACGGGCACAUCCCCCACAGGGCCCGGGCCGUGCGGGACUCCUUCUCCUUCAGCAGCGCCUCUUACAGCGAGUCUGACGAGGAGCUGGUGGCCGAGAGCACUCCUUUCCUCGGCGCUCAGAACACUGAGGCGGCGCACAUGGAGUCGCCGCCGCCGCCGCACCGGCCGGGCGACAGCCGGACUCACUACGCCUGCCGCAGGCACAGCGCCCAUGGCGAGCCUGGGCGCGCUGGCCUGGCACACGCCGCACCCAAACCAGACCCGGAUCCUCUCUAGGCACCCUUCUAGACCUUGCGCGCCCGUGGACGGAACCUGCAUGGAGAAGGCUGAGGAGCGAGACGAGGCAAAGCAAGACAGAGCAGAACGAGACAAAACAGAACAAAAAUAAAUAUUUUUAUUUUAUAUAAAAGACGGAAAAAAAACAGACAAAAAAUAUAACAAAUAAAAAUGUUUUAUUUUCAUUUUAGCAAAAGUUGUCUUAUAAUAGCUGCCAACAAUGACUUUUUUAUAGGGAUUCUCUAUUUAUAUUGUAAUGUCUUGAUUUACAGCUUCCAAAAAAAACAAAAAAAAGAGAAAAAAAAACUAACAAAACCAAAACACAAAAGACAAAAAAAGAAGAAAAUAAAACAAACAAUAAAGUUAAAAAAAAAAAAGUGGGCCAAUUUUUGACUACUUCAAACAAACAAACAAAAAAAGCGGUCGAAAACAAAACUCUUGUGGUGCCUUUUUGCUGUAUGCUAGUGCUGGGAUUCAUGCCGAGGAUUCUGUUUCCGUAGCAUUUUUAAGGUCAUGGAUUUUUGUUUGUUUUUGUUUGGAGACAGCCCUGUCACCAAGGGUGCUCUUCUGGCAGCAGAAAGCAGCCUCCCCACCUUGCCCCCCACCCUGCUACCAGUGAUCUUAUUCUUUGAGGCAUCGUUAAACACACAUCCAGGAUGCGAGUGGGAGCAUUGCAACUGCGUUGAGGGGAUCUGUCUUGCCCUGUUAAAUGCUUCUCUUUUUGCUGCCAUCAGGAGGAGAAGCAGCCCACCAGCAGCGAGCAGAACGGCAGGAAGGAUCUGGAGCAAACCUAGAAGUGGGUAGAUUCAGCUUGGAUGUUAGGAAGAAGUUCUUCACCGCGAGGGUGGUGAGAGACUGGCAGAGUUUGCCCAGGGUGGUGGUUGAGGCCCCAUCCCUGGAGGUGUUUAAGGCCAGGCUGGAUGCGGCACUGAGCAGCCUGAGCUAGUGUGAGGUGUCCCUGCCCACGGCAGGGGCGUCGAAGCUGUAUGAGUCCUGAGGUCCCUUCUAGCCCUGGCGGUUAUGUGACUCUGUGAUUCCUUUGCCACGCAGGUCGGAAGAGGAAGCAAAAUCGCAAAGCAGCAGCAGCCCUUGCAGUAAAGCGCUCAGCCUUUAGCCACUUUGCUGUGGGUCUGAAGGUGGAGCGGCAGAGCUCUGUGGCCAGGCGAGGCAGACACCCGCUGGUGAAGCAGUCAGCUAGGUAGGGUGGCAGCCAGCCCAGCGAAGCCAGCCAUGGAAGGCGGACGUGGUGCCCUGGCAGGCAUAGUGGUCUCCACUCCGCUGCUAGAGCCCCGUGGCUGCGUUGCCCACCAGUGGCGCGCUUGCCCAAGGGCUGUAACCGCAGCUCGGCGGAGGUGCCACGGUGCCACGGUGCCACGGUGCCCCGGGGCCGCUACGCCCCGGCGCCUCGGGUGCCGCUGGAAGCGCUCCGGGGAGUGGCCCCGCGGCGCGGCCGUGGCUCAGGCCGGCCCUGCUGCCCCAGGCGCUGGCAGGAGUCCCUGCAGCGGCUGCGGAGGGCCCCGCGGGGCAGAGCGGCGGGCGGGUUGUGCCCUGCCCUGCCCUGCCCUGCCCUGCCCUGCCCUGCCUGUGCCCGCGGCUGUCUCCCUGGCGGCUCGGCGGCGGCACACUCGCGGCGGCUGCGGCCCUCGGCCCCGCGGUGCAGAGAGGCAGCCCCACGUGUGCGGGCAGCAGAGCUCCCCCGUGGAGGUGCCCCUGGCUCCGCAGUCCUCCGCAGCAAACCCGUUCCCAUUGUAGCCUGACUUCUGUUUCUUUCGGUGUUUUUACUCCUGCAUGUCCUUUGCAUUUCAGAUACUGUAGAUUGGAUGCAUGGUGCAGCUGUGACUGAGAAGACAAUACAACAACUGACAGUGUACUCCAUUUAACUCUUAGCAAUAAAGUGACUGAACCCUCUCCUCCUCGCCCUGCCGGGGUCCUUAGACAACUGCUCCUUUGUCAUGAGAUGAUUAUCCAAGUUUGCUCUGAAUGUCAGAACGACUGUUGAACACUUGAACAUUUUUUACAUGAUCAAUAAAACCAGAAGGAACGA
Pogoniulus pusillus (Red-fronted tinkerbird) is the source of this 4329-nucleotide messenger RNA. RefSeq names its product neuregulin 2 (gene NRG2). Gene Ontology annotation, biological process: nervous system development; animal organ development; intracellular signal transduction. The record is from RefSeq and is a predicted model, not a curated record. The transcript has 12 exons. Gene Ontology annotation, molecular function: signaling receptor binding. NCBI's taxonomy places the organism in Eukaryota, Metazoa, Chordata, Aves, Piciformes, Lybiidae. Bases 54 to 2285 code for a protein of 743 amino acids.